UCGUUGUUAGAUCAAAAUCAAACUAAUUAAAUUUCCAAUGAGUGAAUGCUAUAAAAUAUUGAAGCAUAGGAUCCUAUUUUAUGUUUAACAUGUUGUACUUCUUAUCUCAGCCACUAAUGUAUGGUCACCAUUCCAUUUGUUGGCAAGGCAUUUGUCCUAUAUAUAUUACCAACAGCAAACAAAUGAAUUGAAAAACAAAGAUGAUAUCUUCAACCAUGCAACAACACUUCUCAUGCACACUCCUCCUCCUCCUAAUCCUAACAACACAUCACUUCAUACCUUCCCUCUCAGAAAAAUGUAACCCACACGACAAAAACGCCCUUCUCCAAAUCAAAAAAGAACUCGGCAACCCAACCAAACUCUCCUCAUGGAACCCAACCACCGACUGCUGCAACGGCAAAUGGCUCGGUGUCGCAUGCGACACCGACACACAAACCUACCGCGUAACCAACCUUGACCUCGACGAACUCGACCUUCUUAAACCGCUUCCGACUCCACCCUCCAUUCCCAACCUCCCGUUCCUCUCUUUCCUCACUCUCUCCCGUACCCCGAACCUCUCCGGCCCUAUCCCUCCCUCCCUCGCCAACCUCACCAAACUCCAGUAUCUCUACAUCAUGCAAACCGGCAUCUCCGGCGAGAUACCCAACACUCUCUCACAGAUCAAAACCCUCUUAACCAUCGACUUAACCAACAACAAACUCACCGGUCCUCUCCCCGCCUCACUCUCCUCUCUCCCUAAACUCAUCGGAAUCUCCUUCGACGGCAACCAACUCACAGGUACAAUUCCAGAAUCAUACGGCUCGUUCCCGAAGUCAUUCACAGUGCUAACUCUCUCAAAAAACCGCCUCUCGGGAAAAAUCCCAGCAUCUCUGGCGAAACUGAACCUUGCGUUUGUUGACUUGGAACGGAACGCUUUGGAGGGUGAUGCUUCUGUGUUUUUUGGGUCGAAGAAAAGCACUCAGAAGAUAUUGCUGGGAAAGAACUCUUUAGCUUUUGAUAUUGGGAAAGUUGGGUUGUCGAAGGAUUUGAAUGCGUUGGAUUUGAGGAACAAUAAAAUCUAUGGUACGCUACCUGUGGGACUAACGAAGCUGAAGUUUUUGAGCAAGUUCAAUGUGAGUAACAAUAAUUUAUGUGGAAAGAUUCCACAAGGUGGAAAGUUGCAGAGGUUUGAUGAAUCUUCUUAUGCUCAUAAUCAAUGCUUGUGUGGAUCUCCUCUUGGAGGUUGCAAAGCUUGAGGAGAAGAAUAUCACUGAACUAUUGCAGUUUUAAUAAAAUAGAUGAGAGUGUAGGUUUAAAUUUAAAGCCACAUAUUGUAUUGCGUUGAAUGUUGAUGUAAUUUUGGACAAUUAAUUACUGAUCCCUCCAUCUUAUA
This is a messenger RNA of Lathyrus oleraceus (garden pea), 1372 nucleotides long. RefSeq names its product polygalacturonase inhibitor 2. The transcript has a single exon. NCBI's taxonomy places the organism in Eukaryota, Viridiplantae, Streptophyta, Magnoliopsida, Fabales, Fabaceae. The record is from RefSeq and is a predicted model, not a curated record. Gene Ontology annotation, molecular function: protein binding. Bases 201 to 1235 code for a protein of 344 amino acids.